Messenger RNA from Gongylonema pulchrum, 627 nucleotides. The record is from the annotation of a GenBank genome assembly. NCBI's taxonomy places the organism in Eukaryota, Metazoa, Nematoda, Chromadorea, Rhabditida, Gongylonematidae.
AUGAAAUUUGCGGAAAAAGAGAAAACUGACGCCGAAGGUCCGAUGAAAAAUCUGAUUACUGAACUGCGUGUUGACAACGGUAUUGCACUUGCUAAGAAUCGCUUGCACCAAGCAGAACGCUUAAUUGGUGCCACCGCUCAGUUGGAAAACUUCGAUAUCUGGCUGGGUUUUGUGCUCAUUUUGCUAAAUUCGACGGUGUUUGGCUGGGUUUUUCGACAGACUGCUAUGUCUGAGUUGAAAGAAGAUGAAGUGAAACGUGAGGAAUUUGAAAAAGAUCUGGAAGAAGCAAAAAAACGUCAAAAAGAUGUUUUAACGGUACAAAAAAAUCGGAAAGAUGAACAGAAACAGCUGCAGAAUCGACGUGGAAGGGAUUUGAGCUUGUUUGCCACAGUUGUUCUGAUAGCGGUCACUUUUCAGUUGCAUUUCAGAGAAUUCGAGAAAGCCCAGGAGAUUGCUGACUUGGAAAAAUUGCCAGAGAGAUCGAAAGCCAAGCUCGAGGAGUAUCGAGAGAUUUUAAGCGGAAUCGAUGAUGAGAUUGCCGAAAAGCAAGCGAAGGUUGAUUCCCGGCUGAAGCUGCUGCAGGACAAAACGGCGGAGUUUCAUGAGCCGAAAAAAGCACUGGAAGAG